Lasiodiplodia theobromae is the source of this 1170-nucleotide messenger RNA. RefSeq lists its product as uncharacterized. Lineage: Eukaryota; Fungi; Ascomycota; Dothideomycetes; Botryosphaeriales; Botryosphaeriaceae. The transcript has a single exon. The coding region runs from base 1 to 1170 and encodes 389 amino acids. The record is from RefSeq and is a predicted model, not a curated record.
AUGGCCCCCAUUGGAGGCGUAGUCACACAAAGUCUCACUCAGACGAGCGAGCUCAGCGGCGGCAGCAAACUUAAUCCGCACCACCACCACGACGCCGCCCAGAUCGCGCGCAUCUGGAUGAGCAUGCCCGCCAGAUCUGAUCAACAGCAAGCUCCGCUUGUCGCUGCCGCCAGGGACGAAUCCGCCGAGCAGAGGCAGGGUCUCGCCGCCGGAGGACCGGUCAGUCCAGCGGGCGCCGGACCCACACGUGCCAGGGAUCGCCGGCCUGCCGCCGCUGAUCAAACACAGCCUUCUGCGCAGACCAGCAUCACCUGCUCAGCCAACACAGCAGCAGCAGCACCCGCUGGCAUUGCCCGCGCCGAUCCCAAUGACCACAAAUUGUACGACCAGCUGCAGAGCCCGCUCUUCGGCAAACUUCCGGCCGAGCUGCGCUUGCUCGUGUGGGAGCACGCCCUGACGCCGACCGCCGCCAUCGACCGCCCCACCGUCGCCGUGUCGCUGCUCGAGAGCUGCCGUCGCGCCUACGACGAGACCAAGCUGAUGGUGUUCGAGCGCAACCAGGUGCGCGCCCACCUGCUCAAGUCGCCGCCGCCGCCGCCCAGCAACAGCAAGACCACCGCCACCGACCAGCACUGGACCCGCUUCCUCUCGCCCGCGCAGCAGGCCGCCACGCACCUGAACCUGUACGUGCAGCCCGGCGCAUCCAGCUCGUGGGGCUGGAACCUCGUCCGGUGGACGAAGAUGGCAGGCGACUUCGCACCCCACACGCUGCAACUGACGCUCUGGUUCACGUCAUCGGGCGGCUGGUGGGCGCACCACAUGUCCGACAUCUUCAAGAACAUCAGCAGCCUCCGCCGGCCCAUCCGCGCCUUCGUGCUCGAGUUCCGCACCGAGCGCGACCGCUUCGCCGAGUUCGACAAGCGCGUCCAGGAGCUGCGCGACCGCCGCAUCGUUCUGAGCGAUGAGAGGAAGACGGCGCUCGUCUGGGAUGGAGAGCAGCCGAAGUACUUUGAGGGCAGUCGCGUCAUGAUGGAUAGCGCGUUCGGCCGUCCGACGUGGUUGCCCGAGGAUGAGCAGCCCAGGUGGGUGAGCUGCCUGGAUCCGGAGAAGGAGGGCGAGCGCGAGAUGCUUGCUACGGUCAUCAGGUGGGAGGCUGAGUCGUCAGCUUGA